AUGUGUGUGUCACAGCGUCGGUGGACCGGCUGUCGGGGGCCGUGCCCCCCCUCCCUCCCCCCGGUCCUCCUCCUCCUCCUCCUCCCUCUGUGCUUCCUCUCCUCCUCCUCUCCUCCCCUCGCUGAGGGAGCCAUCGACAUCCCCAAAGACUACAAAGUGCAUAACAUGUCGCAGCCUCCGAUCCUGACAGAGAUGCCGAGGUCGUACACGGCCUUCUCUCAGGAGGACAUCUAUCUGCCCUGUGAGGCCUCCGGUAACCCGGCACCCACUUUCCGCUGGGUGAAGGACGGCGAGGCGUUCGGCUCGGAGAGCAAAGAGUCCGGAACGCUGAAGGCUGAAGACGAGGAGACGCUGGACUCCUAUGAGGGCGACUACCGCUGCUACGCCUCCAACGCCCUGGGGACCGCCAUGACCCCCAGGGUCCAGGUCAUCGUGGAGGCUCAACCAGUUCUCCUGAAGCAGCAGAAGGUCUCCAAGAGAGCUCGCGAGGGAGAGAGCAUCAUCUUGUCCUGCAACCCCCCACAGAGCUCCACCCCACCGCACAUCCACUGGAUGGACAAGAAGAUGGUGCACAUCCAGCAGAGUGACCGGGUGAUGGUCGGCCUGGACGGGAACCUGUUCUUCUCCAACCUGCUGAAGAGCGACAGCAGAGACGACUACAUCUGCAACGCCCAGUACGCCGAGGCCAGGACGGUGCUGCCCAACAGGGCGGUGACCCUCACGGUGACGCCCAGUAACGAUGUCAUCCAUGCCAGGAAGCCCCAUCUUUUCCGUCCCAGUGGCUCCCACACCUCUGUGUUGGCCCUCAGGCAGCAGAGCGUUACCCUAGAAUGUAUCCCCAAAGGCCUGCCGACCCCGCAGGUGGAGUGGAGGAAGAAGGACGGCCGCCUGGAGGAGACCAGCGGCCGCUCUGAGUCUCACGGCCGCUGGCUGACCUUUGACCUCAUCGACCAGAAUGAUGACGGAGAGUACGAGUGUAGAGCCUUCAACAUCCACGGCUCCACCUCACACUCCUUCACACUCACCGUGGAGGCCUCCCCCUUCUGGGUGAAGCAGCCCAGGAGCCUGCUGUACUCUCCGGGGGAAACGGUGCGUCUGGACUGCCAGGCGGACGGCGUCCCCACGCCGCUGCUCACCUGGAGCAUCAACGGGCAGCCGGUCUCAGAGGUGGAUGAGGACCCUCGCCGCAGCGUGGCGGGCGGCGUGCUGAUCCUGGAGGACGUGGAGUUCUCGGACACCGCCGUGUUUCAGUGUGAGGCCGCCAACAAGCACGGAGCCGUCCUCCUCAACGCCUACCUCUACGUCAUCGAGCUGUCGCCUCAGAUUCUGUCGUCUGACGGAGUCGUUUACAAAACCACUGAAGGAGGAACGGUGACGAUGCAUUGUGAGUCCUUUGGGUCACCACGCCCACACGUCACAUGGGACGGCGAGGCCCGGGCCCCUCUGCUGUCGGACCCCCGCGUCGCCCUGCUCACCAACGGCUCCAUCACGCUGUCCGGCGCCGGCCACGAAGACACUGGAGAAUACAGCUGCUCCAUCAAGCACUCCAACAUCUCCAUCACGGCUCACCUGGAGGUCUUCAACCGCACCGUGAUGCUUUCAGGGCCGCAGGAGGUUCGUGCGCUCAGAGGAAGUGACGCUCUGCUGGACUGCAGCUUCUACAAAGACCCCCAGCUGCUGGAGUCCCAGGUGGUCUGGAGGAGAGACGGACACAAGCUGCACGAGUCGUCUCCAGAUGACAAGUACACGUUCCUUGAGAAUGGCACCUUGAAAGUUUCCGACAUCCAAUCAGACGACAGCGCGUCUUAUUCCUGUGAAGUCUUCACCGACCUGGACCACGUGAAGGCCAGCGGCUCCAUCACUGUCGUAGCUCGACCGGACCCUCCCAAAGACGUGUCUCUGUCUGAUGUAGAAGAUCGCAGCAUCACUCUGAGCUGGAUCCCAGGACACUCACACAACAGCCCCACCACAGAGUUCAUCGUGGAGGUCAUGGAGCUGCAGCACGGGCCUCCGGCCUGGGCGAUGCUGAGGAGCGUCCCCGGGGACUUCAACCACGUGCAGCUGCCUCUCGACCCCUACUGCACCUUCCGCUUCAGGGUCCUCGCCGCCAGCGAGGUCGGCCUCAGCGACCCCAGCCGACCUUCGGAGGAGCACCGCACGCCGCCGGCCGUCCCGGCCAUGAACCCCGGCGGCGUGCGCAGUGACUCCUCCCACCCGAAGACGCUGGUCAUCACGUGGGAGGAGAUGGCCCAGCGCGCGCACGGCGGCGAAGGCUUCCAGUACAAAGUGUUCUGGCGGAAGGCCGGCGGGCCGGACGCACGCUGGAACCACUCCCACGUGGCCACGCCCCCCUUCCUGGUCACGGAGGCGGGCUCGUACGCGCCCUUCGAGAUCAAGGUCCAGGCCGUCAACUCGCUCGGAGAAGCCCCGCCCCCGGAGCCCGAGAUCGGACACUCGGGAGAGGAAGAGCCAGAGGACCCCCCCACGGGGGUCUCCACCAGGGUGAUGAACAGCACCGUCAGAGUCCAGUGGAACGAGGCCCAGAACGUCCGGGGGGUUCUGCUGGGAUACAAGAUCUACGUCAGGAGGCUCGGGCCACGUGGGGGUCGGGUCCGGAGGUCUCUGGUGAAACUGCACCGGGAGAAGGUGAAGGAGAAGGAGGAGAAGGAGAAGGUGAAGGAGGAGAAGGAGAAGGACCGGGAGAGCAGCAUGGUGCUGGUGGUCAACGGCACCAAGACCUCCGAGGAAGUGGGCGGGCUGCAGCUGUACUCUCGCUACGAGCUGUCCGUCACCGCCUUCAACAGCAAAGGGGAAAGCCCCCACUCCCCCCCACACAACUUCAGCACCCCCGAGGGAGCGCCUGGUCCCCCUGCAUCGUUGAGGUUUGAGAGUCCCUCUGAGAAGUCCCUGGUCCUCUACUGGACCCGGCCAGAAGAGAGCAACGGCAUCCUGUUGGGCUACACUGUGCAGUACCAACAGGAGGUGCAGAACAAAGACAGCCCAUUGCAGAUGGAGACCAUCAGCGACCCCGCGGUGACUCACAUGGAGCUGGACCCUCUGGACCCCAGCAGCCAUUACGUCUUCAAGGUGAUUGCUCACACCGCCGCCGGUGACGGCCCGCCCAUCGAACUCAGGGGCGCCACCCUGCUGGAAGGAGUUCCUCCGUCACACGUCAGCAUCGUGUCCAGCAACACGUCACUCAACCUCAGCUGGGUGCCCGGAGAGAGGGACAGGAACCACGGCUUUGUCAUCAGUUACCGCAGGAAGAGAGGAGGAGGGAGGGAGGGAGGAGGAGGAGCCGGGAGCGAUUGGAUGGACUCGGAGGUGUUGAACUCCACGCUGGGCUUCUAUUCGCUGAGAGGCCUCCAGCCCGGAUCUCUGUACCACCUCCUGGUGAAACACGGGAACACCACUCAGUGGGAGAACGUGACGUGGACCAUCGGGCCAGAACCGUCUGAGAUGUCCGGCGGGUUCGCCGCUCAGGGCUGGCUCAUCGGACUCAUCAGCGCCAUCUUGCUGCUGGUGCUGAUACUGCUCAUCCUCUGCCUCAUCAAGCGCAGCAAAGGGGGCAAAUACGCAGUGAAGGACAAAGAAGACAAGGAGGUGGACUCUGAGGCUCGGCCCAUGAAGGACGAGAACUUUGGAGAGUACAGAUCUCUGGAGAGUGACGGUGAGGAGAAGCGCUCCGGCAGCCAGCCGUCACUCAACGGGGAGAGCAAGCUGGGCAGCGACGACUCGCUGGCCGAGUACGGAGACAGCGUGGACAUCCAGUUCAACGAGGACGGCUCCUUCAUUGGCCAGUACAGCGGCCGGGGACCCGCCCCCCACUCCGGCCCCGCCUCCCCCGCCAACGCGCUGCCGCCGCCCCCACAGCUCCAUCCAUGA
Molecule: messenger RNA, 3885 nt
Organism: Cyclopterus lumpus (lumpfish)
Lineage: Eukaryota; Metazoa; Chordata; Actinopteri; Perciformes; Cyclopteridae
Product: neural cell adhesion molecule L1-like
Exons: 29
Coding region: 1-3885 (1294 amino acids)
Biological process (GO): cell-cell adhesion
Molecular function (GO): protein binding
Source: RefSeq, a predicted model, not a curated record